UAACCAACCUCAGCAGCCGAGAUUAUUUUUUAAUUAAUUACCUAUCUCUAUGACUCUAUCUGUACCUGAGCUCGUGAAAGCGUUGGCAUGGAAUCCUUCUACCGCCACAUUUCUCUUACAUUAUUUGUGUCAGACGAAUUUUAGCUCCAAUUCCAUAGAUGAAAGUUACAAAAUACUGAAAGAACGAAGAAAGCUCGUCUGCUUCUGGUCGUAUAGUUGAAGGAUCCGAGAAGCUUCGAAAUUUGGAUACAAGCUCGAGCUUCGAUUCGACAUAUGUGUGCUAUAAAAGUCGCCUUUUUUUUGGUAGAAGCUAUCAAAGUAGCCACGUGCUUCCGAAAUUACCCGCCUGAAACGCUAGGGUGCUAUAACUGUAAUCACCGGUUCCGGAUCAACGCCUUCUACCACUCGAAAAUGGAAGCCGUCUCUGACGCUGCCAAGCUCCGAUCGGAUUUUCUUCAUGUUCUGCGCAGCCGACGACCCAAAGAAGUUCCACUUUCAGUGGAGAUUGCAAAACCCGUAGAGAAUCCAAUGUACCAAGAUAACCCUCCAAGAAAUAGUGAGGCAAUGGAAUCUUGCCCUAAGGAGAGCAUUGAUAAUCUCAAGGAUUUACUGAAAGAGGAGAACCUUUACUUGAUGACUGAGGCAAGUGAGCAAGGGCGUUUACCUGUUUUGAUAUUGAGCAUGAAAGAUGACAAACAUCAGAAAAGGCCAGCUAUUGUAUUUUUACACAGCACAAAUAAAUGCAAGGAAUGGUUGCGACCAUUACUUGAGGCAUAUGCUUCACGGGGGUAUGUGGCUGUUGCCAUUGAUUCUAGGUACCAUGGUGAGCGGGCUAGCAACAAAACAACAUAUCGAGAUGCUCUUGUAUCAGCAUGGAAAAAUGGUGAUACAAUGCCUUUCAUAUUUGAUACGGUGUGGGACUUGAUAAAACUGGCAGAUUAUCUCACACAGAGGGAGGAUAUUGACCCCACUAGGAUAGGGAUUACUGGCGAAUCACUAGGAGGAAUGCAUGCAUGGUUUGCUGCUGCUGCAGAUACCCGGUAUGGAGUGGUUGUUCCUAUAAUUGGUGUUCAGGGAUUUCGAUGGGCCAUUGAUAAUGAUAAAUGGCAAGCUCGAGUUGACAGUAUAAAGCGUGUUUUUGAAGAAGCACGUGUUGAUUUGGGAAAGACUGAGAUUGAUAAAGAAGUGGUUGAAAAGGUAUGGGAUAGGAUUGCUCCUGGUCUAGCCUCACAGUUUGAUUCACCUUACACAGUUCCAGCUAUUGCACCACGUCCUCUGCUGAUUGUAAAUGGUGCAGAAGACCCUCGUUGCCCUCUUGCAGGUCUGGAAAUUCCAGUAUCAAGAGCACAAGAGGUUUAUAAAGAAGCUAAUUGUCCAGAAAAAUUCAAGCUGGUGGCGCAACCUGGGAUCGGGCACCAAAUGACAUCAUGGAUGGUAAAAGAAGCGAGUGAUUGGUUUGACAACUUCCUCAACUGAGAAUUUAUUGGUUACCAUCCUUCUACGGGAUCAAGUUAUUUAGCAUAUCCUGCAGAUUUAUAAAGAUUUGCAUUUCAGUUUUCUGUUAUGCCACGUAUUUUCCACCAUCACUUCUGUAGGUUUCUUUUUCGUGUGGAAAUGCAAAUUGGUGCAUCUGCUGUUGUAUUUAGAAAACUUAUUUGCAACUAACAUGCAUUAAUAAAUAAAGAAUGCUACAAUGAGAUCUAUGUUUCCUUUUCA
Molecule: messenger RNA, 1716 nt
Organism: Nelumbo nucifera (sacred lotus)
Lineage: Eukaryota; Viridiplantae; Streptophyta; Magnoliopsida; Proteales; Nelumbonaceae
Product: alpha/beta-Hydrolases superfamily protein
Biological process (GO): proteolysis
Molecular function (GO): serine-type peptidase activity
Source: RefSeq, a predicted model, not a curated record